Messenger RNA from Diaporthe batatas, 1755 nucleotides. RefSeq lists its product as uncharacterized. Lineage: Eukaryota; Fungi; Ascomycota; Sordariomycetes; Diaporthales; Diaporthaceae. The transcript has 2 exons. Gene Ontology annotation, molecular function: transmembrane transporter activity. The coding region runs from base 1 to 1755 and encodes 584 amino acids. The record is from RefSeq and is a predicted model, not a curated record. Gene Ontology annotation, biological process: transmembrane transport.
AUGUCUCCAGUAGACUGCUAUCAUAGUGAGCAUAAGCCAGAAGAAUUCACAAGCUUCACUGCAGAAGUACUCAACUACCCAUAUGCCGGCUCUGGCACCGAAAGCGACCCAUACCUGAUCCAGUGGAUCCCACAAGACCCUCGAAACCCCAUGCUAUGGAGUAGGCAGAGAAGAUGGUUCAUCACAAUGAUAGUGUCCUUGACAACACUGGCAGUGUCCCUCCUGUCAUCUGCCUACAGCGGAGGUAUCCGACAGAUCAUGGAGGAGUUCAAGAUCCCCCAGAUAGUCGCCACUCUUGGUAUUUCACUCUUCGUGGUCGGUUUUGCCAUAGGACCGAUCCUAUGGGCUCCUCUCAGCGAGCUCUUCGGGCGGCAGAAGCUAUUCAUCGGCACGUACGCGAUGCUGACGGCAUUCAGCGCCGGCUGUCCCGGGGCGAACAACGCUCACACGUUGUUAAUCCUUCGCUUCUUCGCAGGUGCAUUCGGGUCGUCCCCACUCUCAAACUCGGGCGGCGUCAUCGCCGACAUGUUCCCGGCAGCUGAGAGGGGGUUGGCAAUGGCAUUGUUCGCAGCCGCCCCUUUCCUCGGUCCCGUUCUUGGCCCUAUAAUUGGAGGUUUCCUGGGCCAGGAAGCAGGCUGGCGGUGGGUCAUGGGUUUCUUGGCCGCAUUUUCGGGAACACUGUGGCUCCUGGGAACCGCUCUGCUUCCCGAGACCUACGCGCCAUACAUACUUCGACAACGAGCAGCAAAGAUGUCCAAGAUGACGGGAAAGAAUUAUGUGAGCAAGGCGGAACAUGAACAAGGCAAAAUCAACCUGGCAGAGUCGUUCAAGACUGCACUUCUGCGUCCGUGGAUCCUGCUGUUCCGCGAGCCUAUUGUUCUGCUUCUGUCGAUCUACAUGGCGAUCAUCUACGGAACCCUCUACAUGCUCUUCGCAGCAUUCCCCAUCGUCUACCAACAAGGACGAGGGUGGUCCCCGGGAAUUGGUGGCUUAGCAUUCCUGGGUGUUAUGGUCGGAAUGAUCUUCGCUGUCAUCUAUACGAUUCCCGAAAACAACCGGUUUCAGCGAGUACAGGCCAGAAACGACGGGGUUGCACCCCCAGAAGCCCGUCUUCCCCCAGCAAUGGUAGGAGGCAUCGCCAUUCCAAUCGGUCUAUUCUGGUUCGCCUGGACAAAUCAACCCUCAAUCCAUUGGGUGGUUAGCAUCCUCGCUGGUAUUCCGUUUGGUUUUGGAAUGGUUUUGCUGUUCAACAGCGUCAUGAACUACCUCAUCGACGCCUACACGAUUUUCGCGGCGUCCGUUCUGGCCGCUAACGCGGUUAUUCGCAGCUGCUUUGGGGCUGCGUUUCCACUUUUUGGGCCUUAUAUGUACGCCGGUCUUGGAACCAAUUGGGCGUCGUCGGUCCCGGCUUUCCUGGCGCUUGCGUGUGUGCCUUUUCCAUUCCUUUUCUACAAGUAUGGACGCGCCAUCCGCUCUCGGUGCAAGUUCGCAGCAGAGUCCGAGGCUUUCAUGGCUCGGCUCCGAGAAACCGAUUCUUCUGAAUCAGAGGAAGAAGAAUCCGAACAGUCAAACUCUUCAACGUCUGAAGUGAAUAAGGAGGAGACUUUAGAGAGACAAUCCCAUUCAGAACAGAGAAUGAGUCGACGACAUUCCAUGGCUAGUGGCGCAGCAGUCUCCACGCAUCGUAGAUCUUACGAUGGUAACCCAUAUAACGUCGAUAGGGUCAACACCAGGGAGUCUUUUCAUGCAAAAUAA